Molecule: messenger RNA, 2397 nt
Organism: Sparassis crispa
Lineage: Eukaryota; Fungi; Basidiomycota; Agaricomycetes; Polyporales; Sparassidaceae
Product: Cullin-1
Exons: 9
Coding region: 1-2397 (798 amino acids)
Biological process (GO): protein ubiquitination; SCF-dependent proteasomal ubiquitin-dependent protein catabolic process
Cellular component (GO): SCF ubiquitin ligase complex
Molecular function (GO): ubiquitin protein ligase binding
Source: RefSeq, a predicted model, not a curated record
AUGGCCGCGUGCGCGCCUACAGCGCGUUCACCCGUGUCGUACCUUGCACUCUUACCACCACCAUCCACCACGCCAUCCAACACCCGUUCAGCCAUGGCAAGUACGUCUGCUGCUGGUGGCUCUUACCCCAUGCCACCACCUACUGCUGACCUGGCCACAACUUGGGCGUACCUUGAGGAGGGUGUCGACCAUAUCAUGACCAAGCUCCAGACUGGUGUUUCGUACUCGAAGUACAUGAGCCUGUAUACCGUGUCCUACAACUAUUGUACAUCUUCCAAGAUGCACGGCAAUGGCGAUCAGCCUGGCCUCGGUCACCGCACGGGAGCCAAUCUAAUGGGAUCUGACCUGUAUAAUAACCUCAUCCGCUAUUUCGUGAAUCAUCUAAAGACUUUGAGAACCCAAUCCGACGCCGUUCAGGAAGAGGCCCUAUUGCGCUACUACGCGGGAGAGUGGGACCGUUACACAACUGGUGCCAACUACAUCAACCGUCUCUUCACGUAUCUAAAUCGACAUUGGGUCAAGCGCGAGCGAGACGAAGGCAGGAAAGGAGUCUACCCCGUCUACACACUUGCAUUAGUGCAGUGGAAGUCGAACUUCUUUCUGCAUGUCCAGAGCAAGCACCAGAAGCUUGCUGGGGCAAUUCUCCGGCUCAUCGAGCGACAGCGAAACGGCGAGACGAUCGACCAGGGGCUGGUCAAGAAGGUCGUUGAUUCCUUCGUCUCACUUGGUCUGGAUGAGGGCGACAUCAACAAGGUGUCCUUCGAGGUCUACAAGGAGCACUUCGAGGCGCCCUUCAUCGAGGCUACCGAAAAGUACUACCGGCAGGAGUCCGAGGCGUUCCUGGCCGAGAACAGCGUGGCCGAUUACCUCAAGAAGGCCGAAGAGCGUCUACGCGAGGAAGAGGACCGCGUCGAGCGCUACCUGAACACGAACACCCGCAAAAGCCUCAUCAGCAAAUGCGAGCACGUCCUUAUCCGCGAGCACUCAGAGCUCAUGUGGGAGAACUUCCAGAGCCUGCUCGACUUCGACAAGGACGAGGACCUGCAGCGCAUGUACGCCCUGCUCGCGCGCAUACCAGAGGGUCUCGAGCCACUUCGUAAGAGGUUCGAGGACCAUGUUAAGCGGGCGGGUUUGUCUGCGGUGUCGAAGCUGGUUGGUGAGGACGGAUCGGGUGCUGACACACUCGAUCCCAAGGCCUACGUGGAUGCGCUCCUUGAAGUACACCAGAAGAAUUCGGAAACUGUCACGAGAAGCUUCCGCGGCGAAGCUGGCUUCGUCGCUAGUCUGGACAAGGCAUGCAGAGAAUUUGUUAAUAGGAAUGGGGCAACUGGGACAUCGACAACGAAGUCCCCUGAACUGUUGGCGAAGCAUGCUGACGCGCUGCUCCGUAAGAGCAACAAGAUGUCGGAGGAAGAGAAUUUAGAAGGUGCUCUCAACAAAGUGAUGAUAUUGUUCAAGUAUAUCGACGACAAGGAUGUGUUCCAGCAAUACUACACUACGAAGCUGUCCAAGCGUCUCAUCCACGGAGUAUCUGCAUCGGAUGAAGCGGAGGCUAGCAUGAUCUCCAAGUUAAAGGAGGCUUGUGGUUUCGAAUACACCAACAAGUUACAGCGUAUGUUCACGGAUAUGAGUCUCAGCAAGGACCUCACUGAUCAGUUCAAGGAGAGAAUGCAGCAGAACCACGACGACAUGGAUAUCACCUUCAGUAUCAUGGUCCUUGGGACGAACUUCUGGCCUCUCACAGCGCCUCACAACCAGUUUGUCAUUCCAGCCGACAUCCUGCCUACAUACGAACGCUUCCAGAAGUACUACCAGCAGAAGCACUCCGGUCGUAAGCUGACGUGGUUGUGGAACUACUCCAAGAACGAGCUGCGGACGAAUUACCUCAACCAGAAGUAUAUCUUGAUGACGAGUUCCUGGCAAAUGGCCGUCCUUUUGCAAUACAAUAGCAAUGACACACUUUCGCUCGAUGAGCUCGUGUCUGCGACCUCUAUCAACAAGGAUAUCCUGAAGCAGGUGCUAGCUGUACUCGUGAAGGCGAAGAUCCUUAUUAACGAAGAGACCGACCAAUACGACUUGAAUCCGAACUUUAAGUCGAAGAAAAUCCGUAUCAAUUUGAACACCCCCAUCAAGGCGGAGCAGAAGGCUGAGUCGGCGGAUGUCCAGAAGAUGGUUGAUGAGGAUCGUAAAUACGUGAUUCAAGCCACAAUCGUUCGUAUCAUGAAGGCGAGGAAGACCAUGAAGAACCAGCCUUUGAUCCAGGAAGUCAUUUCUCAGAUCUCGCAACGGUUCUCGCCUAAGAUUCCCGACAUUAAGAAGGCAAUAGAACAUCUACUCGAGAAGGAGUAUAUUGAACGAGUGGAAGGCACCAGGGAUACUUUUGCCUAUGUCGCGUGA